This is a messenger RNA of Stegastes partitus (bicolor damselfish), 2204 nucleotides long. Its product is annotated as mitogen-activated protein kinase kinase kinase MLT-like. The annotation marks the transcript as partial. The record is from RefSeq and is a predicted model, not a curated record. Gene Ontology annotation, molecular function: protein binding. The transcript is spliced from 10 exons. Lineage: Eukaryota; Metazoa; Chordata; Actinopteri; Pomacentridae.
GUGUGAGAUUGAAGCUACACUUGAGAGACUUAAGAAGCUGGAGAGAGACCUGAGCACUAAAGAGCAGGAGCUGAAGGAGCGAGAGCGGCGUCUAAAGAUGUGGGAGCGCAAACUCAUCGAGCAGUCCAACAGCCCGCUGCUGCCCACACUUGACAUAUAUACCUGGACGGAGGAGCAUGUGUAUUUCUGGAUGCAGCAAAUGUUUGGUGCAGGCGAUGUUUCAUGUGACAUGCAGCGCUACGCUGACCUGUUUAAAGAGAAUCACAUCACCGGAAAAAGGUUGCUGUUGCUCACAGAAAACGACAUGCGAGACAUGGGGGUCAAGUCCAAGGGUCACGCCAUGCACCUUAAGGGUGAAAUCGAAAAGCUCACCCACGAUUACCUCGGAUUUGUCCACUUCCCACCGCUGUUGAAGGAUGAGCUGGAAGAGGAGUUAGAAGGGAGCAAAACUGUAAAUCUGGAGUUGGUGUUUGGGUACCACUGGAAGCCAGGAACGGGAAAGUCUGACUGCAAAUGGAAAAUGUACAUGGAGCUUGAUGGAGAUGAUGUUGCCAUUGCUUAUAUCAAAGAUGUCAUCUUUAGUGCCAACCGGCAAGAUGUGGACAUCCUGCGCAUGACUAAGCCACCUUUUGUGAUGGACAAAUGGAUUGUUGGACUACAACAGAACCAGAAAGUCGACUACACAGUCAAUUAUGAGAAUGAUGUCAAGUCACCAAAGUGUACCAAACACAGCUGCCCGGUGACGUGGAGUCUCGGCGGUGGACAAGACGAGAUCAAGACUGUGGAGCUGGUCAUUGGAACAGCACCAACUGACACAGACUGGAACCCCAGGAGGAACAGAUCAAACUCUGAUAUCGAUCCAAGAUGGAUGUACAACGUGCGGCAGAGGCAUAUGACCCAGAAAUCGCUGCCGCCGCCUGCUCCUCUGUCUCGCUCUGAAGCCCGCACUCUUCCUCAGUUCCUGUCUGUGCAUGAAAGCCAAGUGUCUUCUUAUGCUGCAGCUGUGCGUCGCUCUCCAAGCCGCAUCCACGCAUCUCCCUGGAAUGACUCGCGCAGCUCCUCGCCAACCGCCAGCCUGCCGGCCAAACUUGCCACGCUCCAUCUGGGGUCAAAGGGCAGCAGUCCCUCCAGCACCACAUCAGAGAGCACCUCAGAGAGGGAUCGGCUGCUCAGCGCCGGAGCUUUGUACGACUACCGCAGAAACGCUUACUUUGGCAACACAUUAACUGUAGAAGGUGGGCAGGGGAGAUGGACCAAUAGUAGAGGUAACCAUAUUCAUAAUAAAACCAGCAAAACCUCACGGCAGCCAGGGAGGCCACGGUCCAACAGUUACAGUGUCGCAUCACAGAACCGCCCACCAAUGAUACCGGGGAUAUUGUCUGUGACAGGAAACCUUAGUGAGGAAAAAGAGGCGGCGAAAGCCAGCGAAGGAGGGUGGAUCAAAGUGGAGCGUCAGAAAAGAUUACCGCGUCAGGACCAUAAACAAGUCAGAGGUCGACCGAGGAGAGGGGGCAGGGGUGGGCGUGGUGCUGGUGGAAGAACUUAACGGGGGCCACACAUGAACUGACAGCUUCUUGUACGAUGAACAUGUCAUGCACUGAGAAGGGUUUACUCUGAGUUAUGUCUGCUUGCACGCUGAAAAAUGAACUGCAUACUAUAAGAGAAUCACAAUCUUGUCUGAUGUAAAUAUGUAUGAGGCAAUAAAGUGCCACUUCCUUUUUUAAAAAACUGGCUCUUUGGUAAAUAUAAACGAGCCUAUAUGCUCAGGAUGUAUUUAUUAUUAUUAUAAAAAUUGACAAUUCGUUUUUUUCCUCUUUUUUUUAUCACCUGUUAAACGCAAAAGUGGCUUCUACUGCUAUGGUUACAAUAAAAUUAUGAUGUUAUUUAUAAACAUAUUUUUUUACACAAAACAAACCAAAGAUUACUUAAAAAAGAUUCAAUUCUUCCCAUCCAUAUUUUCUAAGUUUCCUCUCAAGUGUGUCUGUUUCUGUGGGCAACAGAUACAUUACUGAUUCAGAAGAGUGGUGCGCCUCACCUCAGUUUGAUAUGUUCUCCUUGGUGCUUAAAUCGUGUUCACAUCCUGCUGUUCACAGAAUGAUGUCGCCCUGUUUUUCUCUCAUCUCAAUUGUGCUGCAGUUUGUAGUCUUAUCUUCCCUCGAUAUUCCCUUUUUGUUCAGCUUUAUUAAAUUGAAACUUUCCUACUU